GAAUGUGGUCAAAGAUUUAGACAAAAGAGCCACCUGAAUGGACACAUGAUAAUUCAUACAGGACAAAAACCAUUUGGGUGUUCUGAAUGUGGUCAAAGAUUUAGACGAAAGAGUCACCUGAAUGGACACAUGAUAAUUCAUACAGGACAAAAACCAUUCGGCUGUUCUGAAUGUGGUCAAAGAUUUGGACUACAGAGCAACUUGAACAAACACAUGAUUAUUCAUACCGGACAAAAACCAUUUGGCUGUUCUGAAUGUGGUCAAAGAUUUGGGCAAAAGGCUACGCUGAACGCACAUAUGAUAAUUCAUACAGGACAAAAACAAUUUGGCUGUUGUGAAUGUGGUCAGAGAUUUGGACAAAAGGCUACACUGAACACACAUAAGUUAAUUCAUACAGGACAAAAACCAUUUGUCUGUUCUGAUUGUGGUAAAACAUUUAGACAAACGAGCAGUCUGAAAACACACAUGAGAAUUCAUACAGGGCAAAAAGCAUAUGUUUGUUCCGAGUGUGGUAAAACAUUUAGACAAAUGAGCAGUCUGAAAACACACAUGACAAUUCAUACAGGGCAAACAGCAUUUGUCUGUUCUGAGUGUGGUAAAACAUUCAGACAAACGAGCAGUCUGAAAACACACAUGAUAAUUCAUACAGUGCAAAAAGCAUUUGUCUGUUCUGAGUGUGGUAAAACAUUUAGACAAAAGUGCAGUCUGAAAAGACACACGAUAAUUCAUACAGGGCAAAAAGCAUUUGCCUGUUCUGAGUGUAGUAAAAGAUUUGGGAACACGGCCCACCUGAAGACACACAUGAUAAUUCAUACAGGGCAAAAAACAUUUGUCUGUUCUGAAUGCGGUCAAAGAUUUGGACGAAGGAGCACUCUGAACGCACAUAUGACAAUUCAUACGGGGCAAAAAGCAUUUGUCUGUUCUGAGUGUGGUAAAAGAUUUGCACAAAAGGGCCACCUGAACGCACACAUGAUAACUCAUACAGGGCAAAAAGCAUUUGUCUGUUCUGAAUGUGGUCAAAGAUUUGGACUAAAGAGCACUUUGAACAGACACAUGAUAAUUCAUACAGGG
This is a messenger RNA of Thalassophryne amazonica, 1071 nucleotides long. Its product is annotated as zinc finger protein 98-like. Gene Ontology annotation, biological process: regulation of cytokine production; negative regulation of transcription by RNA polymerase II; regulation of immune system process. NCBI's taxonomy places the organism in Eukaryota, Metazoa, Chordata, Actinopteri, Batrachoidiformes, Batrachoididae. The record is from RefSeq and is a predicted model, not a curated record. The annotation marks the transcript as partial. The transcript has a single exon.